GUUUUACUGUAAAAACAGAGAACACACUGCAUAUUCUGUUCGGAUAGAGGAAGGGUGCUGACCACGAUAAGCAGCUUCACUAGUCACACAAGGGGGAGCUGUAUAUGCUACACAAGCAGUCAUGUUGGCUGUUCUGUUGACCAUAUUAAUGUUUAGUCCAGGGCUUUCAAUGGACAGUCGUGGAACGAGUUUCAUCACUGCAUUCCCCGAGAAUGUUGCUGUUUAUUAUCGAAAGACCUUUAGCCGAUUCAAAAUCACUGCCCUUCACCCAGACACUACGGUCAAUGUCACCUAUAUGGCCAAUGGCAACGUCAACACCAGUGAAACCCUCGACAAAGGAAUUGUUUGGACCUUUAAUUUGACAAAGGAGGUUGAAGAAUCCCAGUUUGUGUCCUCCAAUAAGGUUUUUCAAAUCACCAGUAAUAAAAACAUCACAGUGGUUUCUGUAAGUGGAUGGGAGGGGAGAUUACAGUCUCACGUUGUCCAGCCUGAUCAAAAUCUGGGAACGAUAUAUCUAGUGCCCUCUCUGAAUUACACCAGAAUAGCUGCGUCCUUUAACAUUACCUCAUCAGAUGUCAAAUUCCUUCCUUUUAGGGUGAUGAUUAUCAAUGCAGUGGACAUGGACAACAGUGUCACCAUCAAACGGGUAGAUGAAAGAGGUCAGGGCCUGGAAGAUACAAUAAGCCUUGAUCCUUACAAUCUUCAGCAGAUUGAGAUUAAUGAGACAGUGACAGAAAUCCAUGCAGAUAAGAAAGUGGCUGUGAUUUUGACCCAUCCGUGUUUUGACAGCCAAAACUGCUCAUGCAACAUGGUUCUGAACCAGCUCCAACCCUCUGUGUUAAAUAUGACAUUAGACAGAUUCCCUGUGCCCCCCAUCUUCAGCGUCAAACAGCUAAUUGUGACAACAAAUAAACCUGUUAAGGUCUGUCAAGGUUAUUUUUUAAAUUGUAGUGGUAUUUGGGUGCAAAAUUCUUCAGAUAUCCUGCCAUCAUUACCAAAUUUUGUGAAUAGGACCUCGCUUAUUUCUACCACCAUCAAAGUUUCCAUCCGAUUAGUCAGUCCUGGACUCAUUCUAGACCUCAUUCCACUAAGCAAGUUUUCUGGCUGCUAUCUGGUUGACUUUAAUUCCUCACAGAGUGGGGCCUUGGUGAUUGCUAAUAAAUCCAGCAUUGAUGGUGUGCAAAUGAACAAUCAAUCUUUGCCUUCACAUAUCAAAUGGAGUGAUAUGAAUGGCACAGAAUACUCUUGGGCUCUAGUGAUCGGAGAAAAGAUAACCACAAUCUGGCAUCCUACUGCAAGAAUUGCUGUGUAUAUGAUAGAACGUUUGGAGUCUAACAAUACCUAUGGGAGCGCAGCACCAGUUAUAAAUAUGGACCCAGAUUCUCAAGGCUGUCUGGUGACUCCGGAGAUGUUUGUACUUGGUGAAGAAGAAAUGAACUGGUUCAUGUCCCGACAUUACUGCAUGGAAAAUGCUGAUCUGUUUGCCAGGCUCAACGAUAAAACCAUCCAGGAUAAGAUGGUCUUAAACAUGACACUCGAAGAACCCACGGAGGGCUGGAUUAGUCUGCGCCGCAGCCUGUACUCAACAGACUGGUACUGGAAAACCGAGGACAGUUCCCCACCCAACGUGGGCUUCACCUACUGGGAGAGCGGACACCCUGAAAGCCCAGAGAAAGGCUUGUGUGCCUCGGUUUCUUUGGAUCCCAACAAGAAUUUUAAGUGGAAGAGUGCGCGCUGCUGUUCUAAAAAGAAACCGGUUUGCUAUAAAAGCGCAAAAUACUUUUAAAGACACCUCCAAAGAUCAGUUCAGCUGAAUUAAUUUGCUUUCAGAAUGGUGUAUAUGGAUCAGUAGAGACUAAAUUUAUCUGUCUAUAUAUAGUUAUGCCCUUAUAUUAUACUAGAUUUAGAAAUUAUUAUGUGGUGGGCAAUGACAUUGAUCUAGCAAUAUCAUUAGCAGUGAGAGGAAAACGUGUACUGCAAACCUUUUAGCUUAAAUAAGACUAUUAAAUAUUGGUGUGUAAGCUGAGAUGCAUUUUG
Messenger RNA from Labeo rohita (rohu), 2037 nucleotides. RefSeq lists its product as uncharacterized. The record is from RefSeq and is a predicted model, not a curated record. The transcript is spliced from 4 exons. Lineage: Eukaryota; Metazoa; Chordata; Actinopteri; Cypriniformes; Cyprinidae. The coding region runs from base 122 to 1786 and encodes 554 amino acids.